CCCCAAUGCUUACCCCGUGGAUUUAUUUGAGCACAAUUGGGCCGUUGAUCGGCUUUUACGCCUCGGAAUUUCUCGGUAUUUCCAAACGGAGAUCAAAGAAUGUAUGGACUACGUCUACUGAUAUUGGACUGAGGAAGGAAUUUCUGCGGGGAGAAAUUCCAACGUUCACGACAUAGAUGAUACAGCCAUGGGUUUGAGGCUUUUACGAUUACACGGCCACCACGUUUCUGCUGAUGUGUUUCGACAUUUUGAGAAGGAUGGGGAAUUCUUCUGCUAUUCAGGGCAGUCAACUCAGCCAAUAACUGGAAUGUAUAACCUGAAUAGGGCUUGUCAACUUCUAUUUCCAGGAGAGAAAAUUCUCGAGGAUGCCAAAAGAUUCUCAUUCAAAUUCUUGAGAGAGAAACAAGCCAGCAACGAGCUCCUAGAUAAAUGGAUAAUAGCCAAGGACUUACCUGGUGAGGUGGGAUAUGCUCUUGACACGCCAUGGUAUGCCAGUCUGCCUCGGGUUGAGACAAGGUUCUACUUGGACCAAUAUGGUGGUGCAGAUGAUGUCUGGAUUGGCAAGACCUUGUACAGGAUGCAUACCAUUAACAACAACAAACUUCUCGAGCUUGCAAGAUUGGAUUAUAAAAACUGCCAAGCCCUGCAUCUGCUGGAAUGGGACACCAUUCAACGAUGGUACAUAGAAUGCCACCUUGGAGAGGUUGGAACGUGCAAAAAGAACUUACUUUUUGCAUAUUAUUUGGCCACAGCGAGUAUAUUUGAACCAGAAAAGUCAAAAAAGCGACUAGCAUGGACUAAAACGAAGAUCUUCAUGGAAGCAAUUGUAUCUUAUUUUGAAAAUGAGGGAAGCUCUGCUGAGCACAGGAGAGCAUUUCUUCGUGAAUUCAGAAAGAUUGGAAGUAAUGAAGACCGUGCGAAUAAUAUGUGGCACAAGGAAACAAUACUGGGACAAAGAUUUGUCCCGAUACUGCUAAGAACGAUAAAUCAACUCUUGGUUGAUGCACAACUAACCCACGGUGAAGACAUUCGCGACAACUUACAUCAGGCUUGGGAGAUGUGGAUACUGACAUGGCAAGAUGAAGGUGACAUGCGCAGAAGAGAAGCAGAACUAGUAGUGCGCACGAUAAACUUAUGCGCCGAUUGUAGAGCACCUGAGCAGCUAUCACAACUCUCCCACCCUCGGCACAAGCAUCUCUCCGACGUGACCAAUGAAGUCUGUUACAAACUCUUGCAAUUUCAGAACCAAAAACCAUCACGCAACAAGCAGAUUCAUGAUAACGACGAGUUCAAUACAACCCUCCAGAUCGAAUCAGACAUGCAAGAACUAGUGCAGUUGGUACUUUGUGCUUCCUCGGAUGACAUCGACCUUGAUAUCAAGCAAACCUUUCUUGCAGUAGCGAAGUCUUACUAUUACGCUGCCCAUUUUACUCCAGCAACUAUUGAUUUUCACGUUGCCAAAGUACUAUUUGAGUCAGUAAUUUGAUACUUGUACGAAAAAAUAAUAAGGCAACCGCUGCGUGGAUUAAGAACUGGGAGUUGCACAGGUAGUUAGAUAUAUAUAUGCUAGUAUUUUGUGCGUAUUGCAAUAAAGUAUG
Rhododendron vialii is the source of this 1598-nucleotide messenger RNA. Its product is annotated as ent-copalyl diphosphate synthase, chloroplastic-like. The record is from RefSeq and is a predicted model, not a curated record. Gene Ontology annotation, cellular component: chloroplast. Gene Ontology annotation, biological process: gibberellin biosynthetic process. The transcript has 9 exons. Bases 188 to 1486 code for a protein of 432 amino acids. Lineage: Eukaryota; Viridiplantae; Streptophyta; Magnoliopsida; Ericales; Ericaceae. Gene Ontology annotation, molecular function: magnesium ion binding; terpene synthase activity.